Homalodisca vitripennis (glassy-winged sharpshooter) is the source of this 1794-nucleotide messenger RNA. Its product is annotated as low-density lipoprotein receptor-related protein 1B-like. The record is from RefSeq and is a predicted model, not a curated record. The transcript has 5 exons. Lineage: Eukaryota; Metazoa; Arthropoda; Insecta; Hemiptera; Cicadellidae. Bases 13 to 1242 code for a protein of 409 amino acids.
UUACAACUCUUCAUGGCCUCUGACAAAGGAUUAGAGAUUUACUCCUCAGAAGAAGAAUCCAUAAAAUCUGUGCAGUACGGAGAGUCUACAUAUGCCGUCGACUAUUUAUAUUCACAGGAUACAGUGUUUGCUGCUACUUACAAUGCAAUUUUAAGAACAGAGUAUAAUAACUUCUUCUUGAAAUUCAACACACUGAAGAAAGUUUACUAUAAUUAUGGGAAAAUACAUGAUCUAUCAGUUGACUGGAAAGAUAAAGAGAUAUACUGGCUUCCAUUGGAACAGUUCUAUACUUCAACGUCCUGCUAUAAAUAUGACUUGGGUUUUACACAUCGAAGAUGGUUACACCUUCCAUCAGGGCACGUACAAUUGCGUUUGGAUCCUUUUGUCAGAAAAAUCUUUGCCAUCAAAGAGGACGCCCUGGUGUCAUACUCACUGGAGACAGAAUAUUACAUGGUCUUCGAGAAUCUAAAAAGUAGAAUCCCCAUCGUAAAGAAAAUAUCUGUAGACGUUCAUCACCAGCUGAUAUACGUAAUAGGGGCACACGAGGAGAGCUCGGACCAGUACUACUUGGCUACAGUGGACUACGAUGACUCUCCCUCUGAGUUGCAUGUGCUCUACAGUGGAACUUUGUGUCACAAUGCCUUCAGCCUGGACGUGUACAACGACACCGUUGUGUGGGGAACCCUUAGGGAGGAUUGGUACUCUAUACACGUGUGUCGUCUGGCUCCUAGAUGCGACCCGGAUAAAAUUACACGGAUCUACUAUUCCAGUGAGGCGAUUCAUGACAUUAAAAUAUAUCAUCCAGAGAGACAGACGCCGAGCGCAAAGUACUUGUGCGCCAGUUACAACUGUUCCCACGGCUGCGCAAAGUCCUCAUCUCACACGGCCAACUGUACUUGUCCUGAAGGGAUGGUCCUCGACCAUUACAACACUUGUCGAGAUGCCGAACUCACCAAAUGGUUCUCCUCGGUCGAAUCUCCGACUCAGCAAGAUGCGCCUGAUACUGCCAAUUACGUCAUCACUAAAACAAAACAAUUCCUAUGUACACUAUUUACCGAUCACUUAAAUGUCGUCAUUAUGUUAGCGUCAACAAUGGCCCUGGUGAGCUCACUGUGUCUCUAUAUAAAACAGAGGAAAACGAACAAACGAGUAAACAGAAUAUCUAGUGUCACUGAAAUGAACGUGAUUGAUAACGAAUAUGUAGAAAUAGCCGACUGGAGACGAGGGUACAAUUUAAAAUAAUACUUGCUAUUUAUAUUAUGUUGUCGAUAUUUAAUCAAAUAUUUCAAAGAAAAAUGAAGAAAAAUUUUAUGAUUUGUACCUUAGCAGAAGCCUAGAGCAAGUUUGCAUUGCACAAACAAAUCUAGUUUUUCUGGAAAUCGACGGGGAAACUUCCCUAAGAACGAUAUGAACGAAAAUUUGCGGAAGGGGUCGAAUGGCGGGGUAUAAAAAGGGUAAAAAUAUGAAAAACAGUUCUUUCUUAGUUUACAUUUUUUGUAACUUUAGAUGCUUAAAGCCAAACGUCAAACACGUCAAAGACCCUUAAAGGGACGACUAACCCUGUAUAUAGUUGUCUGACGAUGUUUAAUUGUUAUUUAUGAGUAUCACGGUCAGUUUGGAGUAUUUCGGGUUCAAACCUCCCUCCCAUUGCAACCUCAAGGAGGGUCACUUCUGGCUAGUGUAUACCUUCCAGUUGAACCCACCACUGGGCACAGGAAAAACCGAUGUGUCACUUAAAUCUGGGCAAACUUAUGGAUGUCCAGGAGCGGCACAUCACUAACCGUAAAUGCCGAG